This is a messenger RNA of Aegilops tauschii subsp. strangulata, 636 nucleotides long. The record is from RefSeq and is a predicted model, not a curated record. Lineage: Eukaryota; Viridiplantae; Streptophyta; Magnoliopsida; Poales; Poaceae.
AUGGGGCAUGACCACCAGAGAGCGCCGCCGCCCCCACCGACCCGCUCCACUCGCACCCCAGUCAAGCCGGUCACCGCGGCCAUACCGCCGGACCCUCCCGACAGGGCACACCACCACGCCGCACCACCACCAGCACCCGUAGCCACCGGCAACGGCCGGCCCGCGCCACCAUAUCCCGCGUCGCCCACGAGACGGCGGCCAUACGAGCCCCUGAUGCAGAUCCGCAAGGUCCAUCACCGCCUCCCCAAGCACGCCCCGCCACCCCAUGACAUCCAGCAGCCGCCAGCAACAACUGCCACCACCGAACCUCACCGGGCCACCACGGCCGGCCGCCGCCGCCGUCCAGGACCCGCAGCGGCCGCCGGCCCCGCGCCGCCCACAGCUCCCAGCGCCGGAUCGGGGCAUGGGAGCAGCAAGUGCGCCCCUCCAGCCAGCAGCCCGACGCGCCGCGGCAACCACCAGCCGUCGUCGUCGGAAGGGCACCCGAUGCGCCGCCGCGACCCACCAACUGCGGCGCUAGCCCGUGGAAGCAGCCCGCACCUGCGCCACACGCGGGGGACGAGAAGGCCCGCCACCGCCAGCGCCGGCCAGGCUUUUCCUGGGCGCGCCCUUGCAUAUGAUGGAUGCUGCAGCUAG